AGCUGUCUGCAAAGUGAAAAAGAAAUACAAUUGUUGAAUAGUUUAUAAAUCAAAUAUUUCAAAAUGAAUCUAAUCAGCGGCAUUAAAUUGUACAUUGAAAAAAUGUGCAGUGAGUCUGGUCCCGGCAUGAAAAUUAUUUUACUUGACAAGGAUACGACUAGUAUUAUUUCAAUGGCAUUUAGUCAAUCGGACAUGCUGCAGCGCGAAGUAUACCUGUUCGAGCUUCUUGACUCUGUGCGUUCGAAUGAACGACUGAAGUAUUUGAAAUGUAUUGUCUUCGUCCGCCCCACAAAACAGAAUAUCCAGUUUCUGGCUAAUGAACUACGUAAUCCCAGAUAUAGCGCUUAUUACAUAUAUUUCAGCAAUAUCAUACCAAGAACAGACAUCAAGUAUUUGGCAGAAUGCGAUGAAUCAGAGUCAGUAAGAGAGGUUAAAGAGCUCUAUGCGGAUUAUUUGUGCGUCAAUCCUAAUCUAUUCUCACUCAACAUUCCCCAUUGCAUGGCUAAUUUGAAUUGGCUGCCGGAUGCAUUAACCCGUAGCAUGCAGGGCACAACAGCUGUUUUGCUCUCCCUGAAAUUGAAUCCCGUAAUACGAUAUCGGGCUGGCUCACAAGCUGCCCAAUUACUGGCUAAGAUGAUCUAUGACCAAAUUACCAAAGAGUCCACUCUCUUCGACUUUAGGUCGAAUGUUGAUGGUGCUGCUCCUCCAUUACUGUUGGUAUUGGAUCGACGGGACGAUCCAGUGACACCAUUGCUGCAUCAGUGGACUUAUCAGGCCAUGGUACACGAGCUUUUGCAGAUAAGAAAUAACCGAGUAGACCUUUCCGGUCGUCCCAAUGUGCCCAAGGACUUUAAGGAAUUAGUCCUUUCUGGCGAUCAGGAAGAUUUCUAUGGAAAUAAUAUGUAUGCAAACUAUGGCGAGAUUGGCUCUACCAUUAAACAGUUAAUGGAGGAGUUCCAGCGCAAGGCUAAUGAUCAUAAAAAAGUAGAAAGCAUAGCUGAUAUGAAGAACUUUAUUGAAUCGUAUCCCCAGUUCAAAAAAAUGUCUGGCACGGUACAGAAGCAUCUGUGUGUUAUUGGAGAAUUAUCGACGAUAUCGAAUAAGCGCAACCUCUUUGAGAUAUCUGAGCUGGAACAGGAAAUGGCCUGCAAAGCUGAGCAUUCAGCCCAAUUGCAGCGUAUUAAGAAGCUCAUAGCCGACGACCGAGUAACCAUUGAAGACGCCCUUAAGCUGGUAUGUCUCUAUGCGCUGCGCUACGAACGACAUGCCAACUGUGACACCUCCAGCCUGUUACAAAUUAUUAAAACGCGCGGUGGAUGUCCGCAAAUUGUGCCCGCUCUGAUAGAAUAUGCUGGUACACAUGUACGUCAGGGAGAUCUCUUCAAUAUGGUGCGCAUUACGGAUGCGGUCAAGUUGACGAGAAACCUGAUUAAGGGCCUGAAAGGAGUAGAAAAUGUCUUCACCCAGCACACUCCCCUACUUAAGGAGACUUUAGAGGAUGUUUUUAAAGGCCGUGAACUGGAUCCUGUCUAUCCGGCCAUAAAUUCAGAGCUUGUGCCAUUCCGUAGACCUCCACAAGAGGUGAUUGUCUUCAUCAUUGGCGGCGCCACCUACGAAGAAGCAUUGGCUGUCCAUCAGCUAAACAAUGCUGGCUACAAAAUAAUUUUAGGUGGCACCACCAUACACAAUUCCCAGUCAUUCAUCAACGAAGUCCUAACCGCUACCAAUGGCAUACAGUUUAAGCAUACCAAAUCAAUGAUUAAAUACUGCUCCACCGACAAUCUGUAGAGUGGAGAGUAAGAACAGAUGACUACCAAACAUUAUUGUUAACUAUUUAUGAUUCAAAGUACAUCUAGAUGUAUGUACUUAUUUAUGUGCAAAUUGUAACCAUCAUAAUUAUUUUAAGUUUACUGCUGUUAUACUAUUUAAAAAACAUAUACCCCCA
Molecule: messenger RNA, 1945 nt
Organism: Drosophila willistoni
Lineage: Eukaryota; Metazoa; Arthropoda; Insecta; Diptera; Drosophilidae
Gene: Vps45
Product: vacuolar protein sorting-associated protein 45
Exons: 3
Coding region: 64-1788 (574 amino acids)
Biological process (GO): vesicle-mediated transport; intracellular protein transport
Cellular component (GO): Golgi membrane
Source: RefSeq, a predicted model, not a curated record